Stegodyphus dumicola is the source of this 933-nucleotide messenger RNA. RefSeq lists its product as uncharacterized. The record is from RefSeq and is a predicted model, not a curated record. NCBI's taxonomy places the organism in Eukaryota, Metazoa, Arthropoda, Arachnida, Araneae, Eresidae.
AUGACUAUGAAGCAAAACUUGAAACCUUUUAGUAUUCAUCCAGCAGACUAUGGGGUUGGAGUUAGGCUCCAUAUUCCACCAUCAGUGUUUCGUAAUUCUUCAAGCCACGUGAUAUAUACUGAUGGAUCAAAGAUAGAUGAUAACGUAGGAAGCGCUUUUGUUGCUUUUCGUGAUAAUCUUCCUCUAGCCCACUGGAAGGGACAUUUAUCUAUGCAGAAUAGUGUUUUUCAAGGGGAAGCAGUGGCGAUAGCACGCGCUAUCCGCUACUUGCUGACUCAGAAUAUAACACAAGCGACAAUCAAUUCUGAUAGCCUUUCUGUCAUCCACGCCAUUGGCAAUCCUGAGCAUUCCUCUCCAAUUAUACGAGACAUUCAACAGGACUUACGUGCUUCUCCGUCUUUCACUAUUCAUAUUGCUUGGGUUAAAGCGCAUGUGGGAGAAUAUGGUAACGAACUUGCAGAUGCCUAUGCCAAGGAGGCGGCUUCUGGUGAUGCUGAUGAGAAUAUAUCCAUUCCUUGGCCACAUUCUUUUCUCAAGCGAACUUUACGUCUUCGAGCAAUUAGUAAGUGGCAAGAGGAAUGGGACAAUAGCUUCACCGGUCGACGUACUUUCUACCAUCUUUCAUAUGUGUCGACAGAUCGCUGCUGUGGCAAUGCCCAUCUUUCCCGUUACAUUUCGGGGCAUGGACCUUUUCCUGAAUUCUUCGCACGCUUUGGCAUAAGUGAUACCAAUGUCUGCAGUUGUGGUGAACUCGGCUCUCCGGAGCACUAUUUAGCCAAUUGUCCCCUGACAGAAGGCCUACACAUACGAUUUCCUACGCAAAAUCGUCAGGCAUUUUGCAAACUCUUAGUUAAGCAAAGACACCUGAUCCGCAAACUAAAUUGCGUAAUGGAGAAAGUCUCCAGCAUUGGGCUUGACCUAUGUCAAGUUUAA